This is a messenger RNA of Penaeus vannamei (Pacific white shrimp), 504 nucleotides long. Lineage: Eukaryota; Metazoa; Arthropoda; Malacostraca; Decapoda; Penaeidae. The record is from RefSeq and is a predicted model, not a curated record.
AUGAUACACCUCAAAAGCAAAAGGCAGGACCAUGUUGACCGCCUAGCAAAACCAGCAUGUGACAAGCAAAGCAAAGUCAGUACGCCUCUCAGGCCACAUAGAAUAAGCUACACAGAACAAUGUAACUAUUCUUUAUCACCUGAUGUCUUAGAAGAUAUACUUAUGUUGCUCCCUCACAACGAACUGACCUCACAACCAACAUCCCCCAACAACCACUCUUUCUCACAAGAACUCUUUCUACACAACCACCCUCUCUCACAAGCCAACGCCCGCACCUCCACUUUCUCUCAUACCCCCACACCCUCACCAUCAAACUCCCUCACAAUCAACCACACUCAUAACCAACCUCCCUCACAACCACCAUCCUCACAACCACCCUCCCUCACAAACACACCUCCACCUUCUCUCACACCUCCACACCCUCAACCUCCCUCACAACCUCAUGUUUCCUCACGCUCCUCCUACGACCAGCCCGGGCCCAAGUUGCACCACGUCUCCCUGUAA